Molecule: messenger RNA, 1199 nt
Organism: Trichobilharzia regenti
Lineage: Eukaryota; Metazoa; Platyhelminthes; Trematoda; Strigeidida; Schistosomatidae
Source: the annotation of a GenBank genome assembly
AGGCUUCCGAUGCAAUAUCCACUGGUCGACUUCUGGAGGCUAUCGUGGAAAUAUUGGGUGACAGUUUACAGUGGUCCAGACUCAAUGAACAGCUUAUCCUAAUGACUAAAAAACAUGGCCAAAUGAAACAAGCCGUUUCCAAAAUGGUUCAGAAGGCUAUGGAAUAUCUAGAGACAACACCAGACGAGAAAACCAAACUUGAGUUGAUAGAAGCUCUCCUAAGUGUUACAGAAAGGUUAGAUAGUUUUCGUGUCGAAUUUUUCGCGGAUAUAUGUCGAAACCGAGAGAGCACGCUUGACUAAAGAGUUAGCACGGAUCAGAGUCCCGUGGUGAUAUUGAUGGGGCUACCACAGUGCUACAGGACCUUCAAGUAAGUUGUUUUAUUAUGUGAUAUGUCAGGUUGAAAUAUUUGGUUCGAUGGAAAAAAGAGAAAAAGUUGAAUUCAUGCUGGAACAAAUGAGACUUUGUUUAGCCAAAAAGGACUUCAUUCGCACUCAAAUCACCAGCAGGAAAAUAUCAACCAAGUUUUUUGCUGAUGUCGAAAACGAAAAUUUGAAGUUGAAGUAUUACCAUUUAAUGGUCAACUUAAAUGCCCAUGACUGUGUUUACUUAAACAUAAGCAAAAACUAUUGGGAAAUUUAUAACUCCAAAAGCAGACAAGAGGAUGAUGCAAAGCGACUACAAGUAUUUGGAAGUUAUAAAUAAUAAUGCCUUAGAUACUUAGACAUGUGAUUGUAUAUUUAUUACUGUCUCCUUAUGACAACGAGCAGCAUGAUUUGAUGUGCCGUAGAAAAUUGGUGAAAGAUAUGGAAAAAAUUCAAAACUACCUUGAUAUGCUCACAGCAUUUACUACUCAAGAAUUGUUAAAUUGGAGUGAAUUUUGUAUUCGGUAUGAAUCUGUCUUACGCACAGAAACUGACAUAUUUAACAAUAAAGUUGAUCCAUUGGAGUCUGAUAAACGUUGGCCACAGUUAUUAGACUUGGACAUUGAUAAAGCAGAAGAGUAUUUAUCGAAUUUAGUUGUGAGUAAGACAGUUUACGCGAAAAUUGAUCGACUUGAAGGUGUUGUACAUUUCACAUCGAAAAAGAUGCCCAAAGAAGUUUUAAACGAUUGGUCUUACAAUACUCGGAACCUAAUGGCAUUAAUUAAUCAAACUUCACAUCUCAUCAAUAAAGAACGUAUGAUUCAUGGUGUAUAA